This is a messenger RNA of Pochonia chlamydosporia 170, 1014 nucleotides long. RefSeq names its product short-chain dehydrogenases/reductase. Bases 1 to 1014 code for a protein of 337 amino acids. Lineage: Eukaryota; Fungi; Ascomycota; Sordariomycetes; Hypocreales; Clavicipitaceae. Gene Ontology annotation, biological process: secondary metabolic process. The record is from RefSeq and is a predicted model, not a curated record. The transcript is spliced from 2 exons.
AUGGUCACCAUAACUGCCGCUCAAGCAUCCAACACCAAGAUCGCCGCCACUCUUCCAGCUGGAAUGGUCGGCGUCUUCGUCGGCGGCACCGGCGGGAUAGGUGAAUACACCCUGAAGAACUUUGCUCGCCAUGUAAAGCGCCCCAAGAUAUACAUCGUGGGACGGUCCCAAAACGCAGCGGACCGCAUUAUCCUCGAGUGCACCAAGCUCAACCGGGACGGAGAGUACAUCUUCAUCCAAUCCGAUGUUAGUCUCCUAAACAACGUUAAGAGAGUGUGCGAGGAAAUCACGUCCAAAGAAGAGUCCAUCAACUUGUUGUUUCAGACGCAAGGUGGACUACAGACAGAGAAGACAUCGGAAGGGCUUUCGAAGAUGUAUGCGCUCCCGUUCGCUUCCCGCAUUUUGUUUACCCUUGCCCUCCUGCCGACUAUUCAAAACGCCUCAGGGCUAAGGCGAGUUGUUUCCGUCUUUGCGGCCGGCUACGAAAGUCACGUCAACGAAGAGAACUGGGCUGAACACGUAACUAAGCAGCCUCUCAAGGCUCGUGCGCAUUUGGCAUCAAUGAUCACCAUGGCGCACAACGUGUUGGCUCAGAAGGCCCCCGAUGUGAGCUUCGUUCACAACUUCCCGGGAGGAGUGAAAACCAGCUUCGGCAAGGGAGCCACAGGGAUGAUGGCGGUGGCCCGCAUGGCUCUCGCAGUUUUUGGGCCGCUGCUCAUGAAAUAUCGCUCCCCGGAAGAGUCAUCAGUACUGCAGUUAUACUGUGCUACUAGCGCUGCCUUUCCACCCGCUUCUGGCGGCGCUGUUGGGGCUGCUCUCGUGGAAAACGCCGCCGUGUCAGUUGGGACCGAUGGAAAGCAAGGAAGCGGCAGCUAUAACGUUGACGAGAAUUGCGAGAGGGUGGCUCAUAGCAUCGAAAAGCUUCUCAUUCGAGCAAAAGAGGAUGGUGUGGAGGAGAGACUCUGGGCACAUGUUGUAGGGGAAAUCAAACAAAUCACUGGUCAAGUCUUCUAG